Leptopilina heterotoma is the source of this 1975-nucleotide messenger RNA. RefSeq names its product F-box/LRR-repeat protein 7-like. Gene Ontology annotation, molecular function: protein binding. Lineage: Eukaryota; Metazoa; Arthropoda; Insecta; Hymenoptera; Figitidae. The transcript is spliced from 5 exons. The coding region runs from base 154 to 1506 and encodes 450 amino acids. Gene Ontology annotation, cellular component: SCF ubiquitin ligase complex. Gene Ontology annotation, biological process: SCF-dependent proteasomal ubiquitin-dependent protein catabolic process. The record is from RefSeq and is a predicted model, not a curated record.
AAAAACGUUUGCGGCGCGUUUCUCUCUAACGGUUGCGGAAUAAAUUUUUGUUUUACUUACAGUUUACGAUAUUAAAAUGAUUCUUUUAUUUAUUAAUUAAAAUCAAUUAUUUGAGUAUGUAUUGAAUAUUAGGACGGUGUCAAUUAUUUUACGAUGGCUUUUAAUUUUUUAAGAUUGAACGAUGAUUGUCUUUUACAUAUUUUUCAAUAUCUUCCAAUCGUCGAUAAAAUAAAAAUUGAAAGAGUUUGUCAUCGUUGGCGUGAAUUGAGUCUCCAGUCAUGGUCAAAAUUUCGAAAAUUCAAUCUCGCACUAAGCACCUGGGGUUUUCCGGAAAACGAUAGAUUCACUUAUGUGGACGCUGAAAUUUUGAAACAAGUACUAAAUCGUUGCGGACGAUUUUUAAUUGAAAUUGAUAUUUGCAAACGAUUUAAUCAGGAUGGAACAAUUAGACGCAAGGACUCAAAUAGAGUUCACAUUAUUGGUGCAACACGAGAUAUUUUGAAAAUAAUCGCCAACAGUUGUACGGAAAUUGAAAUAAUUUUCAUAUCAGAUCCAUGUGUAAAUUUACCGGGUCUACGGGCAUUAAUGGAGAGUUGUCCGAAAAUUGUGAAAUUUUGCUUCGUCUCAAGAAAAUGGAUAUGGGACGAGGAUGAACUCAGUGAAAUAUUUGCCAAAAUGGUGAAUUUAAAAUAUUUCAAAUUCAGUUGCAAUAAUAUCACUGGCAAGUGUUUAGAAAAAUUGCCAAUAAAUUUAGAGGAACUUCAUCUAAUGCGAAUGAUUCACUCUUCAUCGACUGCAAUUUCAAAUGUAAUCAACAGACUUUGUAAACUAAAAGCACUGACAAUUGAUUCGUAUCCUACGAUAAAUGUGGAACUUUUGCGAGCAAUUGGCAGUCGUAAUGAAAAUUUACAAGCUUUGAGAUUAAGUGGCUACGUGGGUCUCGAUUACAUAAAAAAGGAGGAAGUUAAAGAAAUUGCUCGUUUCGAAAAUUUAAGGAUGCUCGAUUUUCAACACAAUAGCUACAUUACUGACAAUGCACUCAAAACACUCGCAUUUUACUGCCAAAAAAUUCAAUACAUCAAUAUAAGCAACUGUUUCGAAAUCACAGAAAAGGGAAUCGCUCAUUUGGCGACGAAACCGCGACUCGAAAAUUUAAUAGCAAACGGACUGACAAAAGUGACGGGUGAGAAUUUCGAGAAAAUGAUUCAUCUAAAAAUACUCGUCUGUCGAAAUUGUCAUCGUUUAAAGGAGGAGAAUUUGUGUAAUUUAGUGCGUACAUCGAUGAAUCUGGAGAAGCUCGACGCGUCCUGGAAUAAAUUUAAUGUCAAUAAUUUAAUUAAUAUUGCAAAUCAAGUCACAAUGAGUAGAAAAGCAAAAAUUAUUUUAAAACUAUUUGUUGGUCAUACAAAUUAUGAUGCAGAUCAAAUGUCAACAUCAUUAGCAACGAAUCCAUUUUUUCAAGUUAUCGAUUCAUCAGCCAAUGAUUGUAUAUGGGAAAUUUUUUGAUUCCCUAAAGAGACAGAGAGGGGAAUUUUUUCCUUUUAUUAUAUUAAAAGGAUAAAUAUCUAUUUAAUAUUAAAAGUAUAAAUUACUCGAGAAAAUUUAAAAAAAACUGUACAUAAAUGGAGAAGGAGAAAAAUUGUAAAUAAAAUUUCUCCGAAAGAAGAAUAUUUUCGGUACAACAUUUUAAAGCCGGAAAAUAUUUAUAAUAUUUGACUUUUAACAAAAACGAAGAUACCUUUUGGAAGGGAAUCGGUUAACAUCAAAAGAUUAAUUUACUAUUUGAUUAACUAUCGUAUUCGUAAAUAUACGAAUAAUUUAUUUUUAUCAAUUUCCUUAUUUUAUAAUAAUUAUAAAAUGAAUCUAAUUUAAUAAUCGUCUAUUUUAUAAUAUUUAUUUAUUUUUAAAUCAAGAACUCGCAGUUAUAAAAUUAUAAAAAUAAAUUUAAAAAAGGGAAGAAAAGAAAAACGGACAA